AUGUGUGAUGAGCAGCUCACAUGUUACGAACCCGAAGCCAAGGGACAUUUGUUGAAAGGCUUGGACUUCCACAAGUACUACUUCGAUUUGAUGCAGGGCCAAAGUGAUUCUGCGGGCAAGAAGGAAGUUCGACAAACCACCAUGGUGGCACCCAAUAUCACCUGGAUGUGCAAUCGCCAGGCGGCCAUUGUAUGCUUCAAGCGUUUGGUUCAAGCUGGUGUCAACACCAUCGUCACAGAGGAGUCACGAGUUUGGGAAUUCGUUGGCUCUCGAUGGAAGUUGCGACAUUUCCAUCGCUCUCCCGGAGCCAGCUGA
Molecule: messenger RNA, 315 nt
Organism: Cladocopium goreaui
Lineage: Eukaryota; Dinophyceae; Suessiales; Symbiodiniaceae
Source: the annotation of a GenBank genome assembly